GUUACGAACAUCUCUGACUUAUUCUCAACCAAAAAAACACCUCGACCUCCGCACGAAAUGCCUCGGACUCACCGCUGUUUUUGGGGGGAUUUACGAUGGAUUUUUAACGUCUGAUCACCGCGGUAAAAGAUGCCUGAAUGUGAGGUGUCCAGCGCUGGAGAAAGAGUGCCUUUUCUGGAGCUAAACGGGUCCGCAACAUAAAACACAAGGCCAGCCUGUAGCAUCUAGUUAGCAUCUAGUUAGCAUCUUGUUAGCUGCUAACGCUGCUAACAGGUGUUCAGGCAGAAAACAACCAAACACAACGUGUAGCUGUUAGUUAGCUGGCAAAACAAGCCCAUGACUUAACACUGAACUUAAUGUGCCUGUUAUUCGCCUUUUUUAAGCAAACGCGAAGUAGCAAGUAUAACACUUAGAAACAUUGUUGUUAGCCGAUAGCUCCUUUUUCAGUUAGCCGCUGUUUACAGUAGCUAGCCUCACUUAGCAUCCCAAGCUAACGAGUUAACUUUAUAGCUACAUGUGCUUGUUUUUAUGUUGUAGCUGAUUUUUCGCUCUUUAACUGGAUUCUACUGCCAAUUUCGGUGAUUUUCUUCACGUUUGCAAGCGAGGCAGUUGGAGUUUUCCCCACCGUACCUCUGCCCCGGACUGACCCCCCCCCCCCCACAGGACUCUCUAUCCGGGGCCGAUGCUGACAGUUCAGCCCGGUCGCCAGGAGCCAUGCAGCCCCAGCAGAUAUACGACUUUUCCAGUGACGAGAACAGUCACAAAUGGAGAGGCCUCUUCGUGCAAGCUCUGCGGAAGGUGCAGAAGCAGGUGCACCCGAACCUCACGGCGAAGGAGGACGCGCUGCAGCACAUCGAGGAGCUGAUCCUGCAGCUGCUCAGCAUGCUGUGUGUCGCGCAGCCGCGCUCCGUGCAGGACGUGGAGGAGCGCGUCCAGAAAACGUUCCCCCACCCGAUCGAUAAGUGGGCCAUCGCUGACGCUCAGUCGGCGAUUGAGAAACGCAAGAGGAGGAACCCCUUACUGCUCCCCGUGGACAAGAUACACCCCCUGCUCAAGGAGGUGUUGGGCUACAAAGUGGACUACCAUGUGUCGCUGUACAUCGUGGCUGUGCUUGAAUACAUAUCAGCAGAUAUCCUGAAACUGGCGGGAAACUACGUGGGAAACAUCCGGCACUACGAGAUCAGCCAGCAGGACAUCAAGGUGUCCAUGUGUGCAGACAAGGUGUUGAUGGACAUGUUCGACCAGGAGGAGGACAUCGGUCUCAUGUCUCAGUGCACGGAGGAGCCCUCGUCCUCGGGGGAACUCACGUACGACGACCUGGUGCGUCUGGAGAUCGCCGAGGAGCGUCAGUACCUGCGAGAGCUCGACCUCAUCAUCAAGGUUUUCCGCCAGCACUUCCUGUCCAACCCCAAGAUCUUCACGCCGCAGGACGUGGAGGUGAUCUUCAGCAACAUCCUGGACAUCCACGAGCUGACGGUGAAGCUGCUCGGCCUCAUCGAGGACGCCGUGGAGAUGACGGCAGACGGCAGCCCGCACCCGCUGGUGGGAAGCUGCUUCGAAGAUCUAGCCGAGGAGCAGGCAUUCGACCCCUACGAGACUUUGUCCCAGGAUAUCCUCAGUAAGGAUUUCCACGAGCACUUCAACAACCUGAUGGCAUGCUCCACCGCCGGCCACUACUUCAAGGCGGUUGCAGAAGGUUUCAAAGAAGCCGUGCAGUACGUCCUCCCUCAGCUGAUGAUGGUCCCGGUUUACCACUGCAUGCACUACUUCGAGCUUCUGCAGCAACUGCAGGAGCGCAGUCAGGACCAGGACGACAGAGAGUGUCUGAAGCAGGCGAUCACUGCGCUGCUGAACCUGCAGUGCAGCGUUGAGCGAAUCUACACCAAGCACCAGCCUCGCCGCAAACCUGGUGAGCCGAUGUACCGGCUGUACAGCAGGCAGGUCCGCAGCAAACAGCUCGCCAUCAAACGUAUGAACGAGAUCCAGAAGAGCAUCGACGGCUGGGAGGGGAAGGACAUCGGCCAGUGCUGCAGCGAGUUCAUCCUCGAAGGUCCUCUGCUGCGGGCCGGCGCCAAACACGAGCGACACAACUUCCUGUUCGACGGCCUCAUGAUCAGCUGCAAGGCCAAUCAGAGCUCUCGACUCCCGGGGUCCGGCAGCGGCGCCGAGUACCGCCUCAAGGAGAAGUUCGUGCUGAGGAAGAUCCGCAUCGUGGACCGCGAGGACUCCACGGAGCUGCGGCACGCCUUCGAACUCAUCGGGAAGGACGAGAACUGUGCGGUGUUCUGCGCUCGGACGGCGGAGGAGAAGGCGGCGUGGAUGGCGGGGUUAGUGACGCUGCAGUACCGAUCCACGCUGGACCGCAUGUUGGACACGGUGCUGCAGCACGAGGAGCAGGCGCACCCUCUGAGGCUGCCGUCGCCAGAGGUGUACCGCUUCGCCGUGCAGGACUCUGAGGAGAACAUUGUGUUUGAGGACAAAGUGCAGAGCAAAACGGGGAUCCCCAUCAUAAAGGCCGGCACCGUGGUGAAGCUCAUAGAGAGGCUCACCUACCACAUGUAUGCUGACCCUAACUUUGUGCGCACGUUUCUUACCACGUACCGAUCCUUCUGCAAACCACAGGAGCUGCUCACCCUGCUCAUAGACAGGAUUGAGAUCCCGGAGCCAGAGCCGACGGAGGAGGACCGGCAAGCGCUUUGGAACGGAGACCAGCCGAUGGCGGCCGAGCUGCAGCGGUUCAGGAAGGAGUACGUGCAGCCGGUCCAACUCAGGGUCCUCAACGUUUUCCGUCAGUGGGUCGAACAUCAUUUCUACGACUUUGAGAACGAUCCUGAGCUGAGGAGUCGGUUAGAGGAAUACAUCACCAGCAAGUUCCAGCUGCGAGGAAAGUCGAUGAGGAAGUGGGUGGAGUCGAUCAAUAAGAUCAUCAAGAGGAAGCUGCAGACGCAGUCGAACGGCGUCAGCCACAACAUCACCUUCGAGUCGCCGCCCCCCCCCAUCGAGUGGCACAUCUGCCGGGCGGGGCAGGUGGAGACCUUCGACCUCAUGACCCUUCACCCCAUCGAGAUCGCCCGGCAACUCACGCUGCUCGAGUCUGAGCUGUACAGAGCGGUGCGUCCCUCAGAGUUGGUGGGCAGCGUUUGGACCAAAGAGGACAAGAGAAGAAACUCCCCGAACCUGCGGCGUAUGAUCCGCCACACCACCAACCUCACGCUGUGGUUCGAGAAAUGUGCAUUGGUGGAGACGAUGAACCUGGAGGAGCGCGUGGCCGUGAUGACUCGGGUCAUCGAGAUCCUGCAGGUUUUCCAGGAGCCAAACAACUUCAACGGUGUUUCUGGAGGGGUCAGCGCCAUCAACUCUGUCCCCGUGUACCGGCUGGACCACACCUUCGAGGCGAUACCAGAGAGGAAGAGGAAGAUCCUGGAGGAAGCCGUGGAGCUGAGUCAGGACCACUUUAAGAAAUAUUUGGCUAAACUCAAGUCAAUAAACCCGCCCUGUGUGCCUUCUUUGGGUAUCUAUUUAACCAACAUCCUGAAGACGGAGGAGGGGAACCCGGACUUCCUGAAGCGCCACGGCAAAGAGCUGAUCAACUUCAGCAAGAGGAGGAAAGUGGCGGAAAUCACCGGAGAGAUCCAGCAGUACCAGAACCAGCCGUACUGCCUGAAGGUGGAGCACGAGAUCCGGCGGUUCUUCGAGAACCUGAACCCGAUGAACAACCGGAGUGAGAAGGAGUUUGCAGACUACUUGUUCAAAAUGUCUCUGGAUAUUGAGCCACGGCACUGCAGGCAGGCUCCUCGAUUUCCCAGGAAGACCAUGUACAACCUGAAGUCCCCGGGGAUCCGGCCUGUCCGAACCUCUACCUCUGGGACCCUGAAGGGCCACCCGGUGCCCCUGGAGAGGGAGCCGCCCCACAAGAUCACCUUCCGGAGCAUCCCGGAGACGGAGCCCGAGUCCCCUGCCUCCGUGCCCACCUCCCCUAACACGCCCACCCCCCCGCAGUCCGCCUCCGACAUCAGCUCCGUGUUCAUGGAGCACGACUCAUACGGAGGAAAUAACUCCAUUUUUGCUCCUGUGCUUCUGCCGCCUUCAAAGUUCGAGUCGGUGUCGUGCGGCAGCCUCCAUCAGCUCGGGGACGAGUAGAAACCGCCUCCUCUGCCGCCGCGGAGGAAAGACGCCACUCUUGAAUCCAAGAUGAGCUCCAGGUCCGACAGUCCUCCAGAUCCCCCCCGGCUGCCCCCCCCGCCUCGGAUCCAGCCCCGGACCCCGCUCUACAACGGCCCCCCGAUGGACGGCCCGCUGCCCAGCCCCCCCCCACCGCCGCCCCGCGACCCUGAGCCCGACACGCCCCCUCCGGUUCCUCAGCGACCCCCGGAGAUCUUCAUCAACUACCCGGUGAACAUGCAGCUCCCAGUGGGCCGCUAUCACUGGGACUUUGGCUCCGCCCCCUGCUCCCCAACACCCCCCCAGCACGCCUGUCGCCCCGCGUCCCUCGCCCGCAGCUGCCCGCUCAGCGCCAGUCAUAACAGCCUCUACCCGCUGCCAUCACCGCCCCACCCGGUUGCCAGAAGCCCACGCUUGCCCCCCCGCCACAACUGCAACCCCCAGCUGCCCAAACUCCCACCAAAGACUUACAAGAGGGAGCUGCUGCUGCCCCCCCCUCCUCAGCUGCAGGGCCUCUCGCUGGUGGAGAACACCGACGAAUGAAAAUGAAAACACACACACGCUGAGAGGGAACACACACACACUCUGAGAGGGAACACCCACACACACAACUAAAUGAUCCCCUGUUUAUCAGUCACUGGCACCGUGUUAGCGUUGUUAAAGUCUUGAAGAAACUUUAUUGAUCUCUCAGGCCUCCACGGUGAACAAAGAAUCAUAAAAAACGUAGAAAAGUGUUUAUGAAUGGAAGUAACAGCCUUAUUAUUUAAAGCAGUGUCAAAUUCGUGCAGGCGUGCUACUCUCAAUGAGUGUUGCAAUGACUUUACAAAAAAGGUUACAUGGUGCAUACACGGACAGAUCUCUCCACACAGAAUCAUGAUCUUGUGUUUCCUACAGAUGUAUUUUUAACGCUUCGAUCAAAGCCAUUUUAGUGGAAAGACUAGAUUGUUCAUUAAUAGAUAAAAGAAGUGUAUUUAUCAUGAACAGAUCUGUGAAACUGAGGGUCUGCACACACAAUCAUGCUAAAGAUCCAAUUUAAAUCUCGUGCUUACCAGAAAUUGUGCACUUAGAUUUAUUUUGUUCAUGCUGAGAGACUUAUGGACUAGCUAUAGGUAAGACCACACCGAUGUAAUGCGAUGAGAGACCAGAUAUAUUCUUAGAUUUUGAAGGCUGCAUUUACAAUAUAACAGAUAUUUUAUUGAUUAAAUUAAUGAAAAACUGGUGUUAAAUAUUUUGAAAGCAUCAAAAAUCAACCCUUCAUUUCGUUUGAGCAUCGAUUUGAUGCAUAUUGAUCAAAAAUAUUGAGAUGUUUGACUUCCUCUCCAUGGUCUCAGCCCUAUAAGAGACAUUAUAGUUGACUAAGAACGAAAACGACAAAUAAUUCGUGUAAAAUUCUUGAUUUAUUUUAUCCGUUUUUUUUAUUCUUCGUUUAUCAAGGAGGCUUGCGAGAAAUAAAACCGUCUUUUCUCCAGGAAGGUAACACAGUGUGAGUUUCUGAUAAACAGCUGAUCAUUUCAAGAAUUUCCCUCAACUCCACCCGCCUGAAUCAAACUCCCCCCCCCCCCCUGCGGUGCCUCUCAAGGGAUCAGUCGCUCGCCUUCAUCAUCUUCACCCUCUGUGCCAUGAGACACUGGUGUGCCAGCUGGACCAACACCCAGGAGUCUGAAACACUUCCCCCCCCCCCCCCCUCUAUGGUCAGUUUGAGUCUUGGAGUGAACCCCGAAAUGUUGAGUACCCCAAGGUUUUACGUCAGAAAUGUACAGUACGGGUCCCCAGCUCAUAGAAACUACCAGAUGAUAACUUGCAUAUGUUGGUUUGUGUUAAUUAGCAUAAAUUAGCAUAUGCAGACAAUAGUUCAAACAUGACUUGGCAGAUUUGGACAGUUUUUAAGUAGUUUCGGGGGUUAUUGAGGAAGUUGAGUCCAUUUCGGAUACAAAAUGGCAGUUUUAACAAGACUGGUUAUAUUUGUAUUCUCUAUGGGCUGAUUUUGAGGAAUUUUGGGUCGAUUUGGAAGUUUUAGGGGACUCUGGAUCAUCUGGAUUGGACAGAUUGCUUAUCUGUUUGAAAAUGAAUUGUCCACAGUGGAGGUAAUGAUGUUCAUCUUGUGCUUUCUAUAUCCAAUGGUCCCAACACAUGGUAGUCAGAAUCAGCCGAGACCGUACAAAUAUGGCCUGUUUCUGGUUAAAACUGCCAUUUAUUUUUAUCCUGAAAAUGUCAGAAAUGGAUUCAGCAUCCUCAAUAACCCCCAAAACCACUCCAAAUCUGCCGAGCCAUUUUUCAACUAUUGUCCACUUAGGCUAAUGCUAAUGAAAGCAACUUAUGCUAAUGGUGCUAAUUGCUCAUCAUAUGCAGGUUAGCAUCCGGCAGUUUCUAUGUGCUGGGGACCCGUACUAUACAUUUCUAUCAUCAAACGUUGGGGUCCUCAACAUUUCUGUGUUCACAAUGCUGGCAACUAGACUAUCGGGGUGGGGGGGGGCACAUAGCCUCAAACGCCAUGCUUCAUCUCUCCGGUGCGGCGAUGUUCCCCCUCUUCCUCCUCCUGACGUAGCUCUUUGCUUUCUCAUGUAAGAAAAAAAAACAGUUGCCAAAGUCUUAUUUUAUGCAGGGGGAAAAGGGAUUUUCUUUUUUUUUUAAUGUGACAUUACAGGAGGCGACACUGAACGCCCCCACCCCCCCCUCUCACUUUACCGUGGAUCUGAAAUGUAAAACACUGUGACUCUGCAGCCACAAAACGUUGCCUUCAAGGACAUCCGGUGAACCCGAGAACACUCCAUUUGCACAUCGAGUUUGGGCGAAUCAGAUAAAAAUGACAUGGGGGGGGGGGGGGGAGGGGCCGCCAUGAUUGCUUCACACUGUGCCCCCCCCCCCCCCCCUCCCCCCUCUUUAAACAAACUCUUCUUCGUUGGUAUUAAGCAGCAGUACUGGGAGCAUGCAUUAAACCUCCCCCCUCUCUGCGUUAAAAACAACAUUUUAAACCUUUUUUUCUCUGCUUGAAAAACAUUUGGGAAAGACUGAAAUAGCCCCUGCAUCACGCUCAGAUGUGCCUUUUUAUUUUUGUUUUUCUACUUUACAGAAAUAAGCAAAAUGGUGUUUAAAAAAACAAAAAAAAAGCUAAAAAAAUGUCAUGUUUAGAACAAAGUUAUACACUAUGAAAUUGUACAUGUUUGUGGAUACUGUGUAUAUAUAACAUGUAUACACUAACUAAAUAAUUUGUAUAAAGUGUUUUUCUUUCCUCCCUUUUCAUCCGCAUCUGUUCAGACGAGUUUAGCCUAAUAAUCCUGCAGCAGGCAGAUAAUAAAAUACAAAUAAAAACCGGUCACUAACAGACAAUCUCCUGAGGAAAGCCAUGCCCCCCCCUCCCCAUUAAAAAAAUAUAUAUGAUAUUAAAAUAUGCCGAGCACUUAGACGUGUGCUUCACUUUCUACUAAUGGCCUUUUUCUCCUUUUCAAACACUUUUUAACGCUCAUUAAAACAGGCGGUUUGAAUGCAGGUGAACACACACACACACACACACACACACACACACACAUACUUGUAUUCAGCCUGCAGGUGAAGAAUUGGACUUUGUUUCUCGUUUGUUUCCUUCUGAUAAAACACACUUUGUGCACUUAGGCUGUACUGUUGUUGAAGAGCCGUGGUUGUUUUUAGGUCCUGUUUGAAAAAAGAAAAAAAAAUGCAAUGGUCCUAUGCAACUGUUCAAACUCGCUUUCUACGUGCAUCAGGGCGGAACACACACACACCUGACACACACACACACACACACACACACGAGGACGUCGCAGCAGCAUGAGUGGGAUUUCAGCGAAAAUUCAACAAAAGGAAAACUUGUGCUCUUUCCUCUUCAAAAUAUAAUCCCCUCUCUCAUGUUCUGUCCGUGCCCCCCCGCCCCGGCCAGUGUUGACGGGGUUAAUUAUUUUUCAGAUGUUGUCCUUUUUAGUUUUUUUUCCGUGUUUGUUUGUUUUUUUUACUUUAACCCCCAGAUUUUCCUCCGGUGGCACUGUAAAAGCUUCAUCCAGCAGUCGGUUUAUUUCAUGGUAUGUGGCCUUUUAACUGCUUUGUAUUAAUGGUCUUGAUGAGAUUAAUAAAUCACCCAGUCUUAUUUUGUACUGAACUACUCA
This is a messenger RNA of Trematomus bernacchii (emerald rockcod), 8276 nucleotides long. It is a transcript of the gene sos2, whose product is annotated as son of sevenless homolog 2 (Drosophila). Gene Ontology annotation, cellular component: plasma membrane. NCBI's taxonomy places the organism in Eukaryota, Metazoa, Chordata, Actinopteri, Perciformes, Nototheniidae. Gene Ontology annotation, molecular function: protein heterodimerization activity; guanyl-nucleotide exchange factor activity. Gene Ontology annotation, biological process: positive regulation of GTPase activity; Ras protein signal transduction. The record is from RefSeq and is a predicted model, not a curated record.